Dunckerocampus dactyliophorus (ringed pipefish) is the source of this 3512-nucleotide messenger RNA. It is a transcript of the gene armc2, whose product is annotated as armadillo repeat containing 2. Gene Ontology annotation, biological process: cilium organization; sperm axoneme assembly. Bases 412 to 2964 code for a protein of 850 amino acids. The transcript is spliced from 17 exons. Gene Ontology annotation, molecular function: protein binding. NCBI's taxonomy places the organism in Eukaryota, Metazoa, Chordata, Actinopteri, Syngnathiformes, Syngnathidae. The record is from RefSeq and is a predicted model, not a curated record.
UAUAUAUUGAAGUCUGCUUUCCGUUCGCAGCGGAAUAUUUUGAACACUCGUAAUUUUGUUUUAUCGUGUCAAAACUAUCGCACGCAACAAGGGAUUUUUAAAAAUUUGCAUUUAUUUGACGGUACACUGAACCCGCAACCAUUUCCGGAGUCAUGUACAUUUUUUUGGUUUACUGAAAGACGACUUUUAAUACUUAACGCCAAGGACCACAGCUCACUUUCCCCGACGUGCACGCGACAUGUGGUCACCAUGGAGACGGAGCACACUGCGGAACUUCUCAUUUACUCCGAGUCAUCCAUCCCAAAACAAAGCAUGUGGUUUUCUCUUCCUUUAAGCAAACCUCACCAACAAAAAUAUUAUACUCAAACGCUCAUAAUGAAGACAAAACCACUGAGCUAACACAGCCGUCUAAUGGGCGCCAUGGAGAGGAAAUAUGAGCUGUGUGGACCUUUUCUGCCAAGGAGGCACCCCUCGUUGAAAACAAGCGCGGAAAUAGUGGACGAAGCGAGACGCACCCUCCGAGCCCAGUCCACCCAGAGACCUUGCACUCCCAGGGAUGGGCAGAGGCAACUAUUUGCAAGAAGCUCUAUCCGUGCAGACCACAACAGCAGACCUUCAUCUACCUUCAGUCUUCACGCACAGAAUUUUGAUGUCUCCGACUCCCGGCCAAGUUCAGGGACGCGCCUCUCUCCUCUGGAACAUAAGUCCAAAGUUGCAGUUCUCAACAAGGAUGAGAUUCCCAAGUCGUCUCCCAAACCUCCCACUGAGCCAGUGGACACAAAGAGGGGGGGGCUGGCGGGGUCACGGGCGCGUCUCCUCAGGGCGACGUCUCUCACCACUUUGCCUCCUCUAGCGGGACAUGCAGAUGCACAAGAACGGUUAAAACUAGGCAUGUCAAGAAAGCUGCCGCCAGCCCAAUCUCAGGUCUGUGGAGACCACAAGGAGGUCUCCAGUGUUCCUCACAAACCUGGUCCACGCAGAACCCAAAGUGAAAGCAGACUAGCGCAGGCCAAUGACGAUGCGAGAGUCAGAACCACAGAGGGUGGACUGGAAUGGAGAACAGAUUUGGGCGAUGGACAGAACGCCACAAGCACAGGUGCAGAGUCAAAGUGGGAUAGGAUAGCGCCUCUUCUCCAGGAGCUAAAGGCUACAGCUGCAAGUGGGAGCUCUGAGGCCUCGCUGGAGCGUCUGUGUGACUUGUGUGCCAAUCUCCAUGACGCCCUGGCAGAGGCUGGCAUGCUGGGCCAUCAUGGCUGCAAGAAGCGCUCCACCAUACUGCGAACCCUGUUUCAGCUCAUCGACCUCAACUCCUCGCGGCUUGAUCUUCAUGUCGCCGAGCUCUGCCUCGCCUUGCGUGUCAGCGGGAACAACCUGCUCAACAUCUGUAAGCUCGUCUUCCAGACCAGCCGCAAUGAAUCCAAUGACAGCCUCUUCCAGAACAACUCUGUCAUAGACUUUCUACUUGGACUGUUGCUCCGCGAGGAGGUGUCUACAUCUGGAGAAGCGUUGUUUUACUGUGUCGGCACGCUGAAGUUUCUCUCAGGAAAUGCUGCGAUCGUACGCCUCCUGUUGGACAAAAACUGUAUGAGAGUGGCUCAGAAGUUCAUACGGAAACUCUGCACCGUUGACGACGCAUACUUUACAAUGGCCGGACACAUCUUUGUGCAGCUGACGGCCGCCUUGAGGAACCUUGCUGAUCAACCUGAGGCCCGUCCGCUCUUUGUCUCCUACGCACUGAUGUCACAGCUCUGCUUGGUGCUGCAACGCCAUCGCCAGGACCAAGAUGUCUGCACCAAUGUUUCUAGAAUCUACAGUAAACUCUCCUCUUAUGCGGAGUGCCGCCUCUCACUGGCUGAGACCCCCGACUGCUACCAACUAUUUUUAGAACUACUGAGCAAACAUCACCAUAAACAGGACCUCGUAGUGCGACUCCUCUUCACACUGGGCAACCUCACGGCCAAAAGCGACGAGGCUCGGCAGCAGCUCUUCCGCUGCGAGGAUUGCGUGGACACCCUCCUGCGGCUGUACGACGACUACCAGCUGAGGGAGGACUCGCCGGCUCCCACUGCGGCCAGCGUACGGGAGGGCGAGGAUGUGCUGGUGAAGCUGGUCAGGGUGCUGGCGAACAUGUGCAUCCAUCCUGAUGUGGGCGCGGCGCUGGCCAGCAACACCACCUGCAUCCAGCUGCUGAUGGAAACGCUAGAGCUGAGGUCCGUGCAGGAGAGCGAGGAGUUGAUCGUGAACGUGGCCGCCACCAUCAACAACCUGACCUUUUACCACAAAGACAGCUCGGUGCUCAAACGCAGUCAGCUGGCCAUUGCGGACUGUAGGACAAAAAAAAAGCAAAUAUCAACAAUACAGAUCAAUGUGAAAAAUACAUUUAGAAAUGUAGUUUUAAAAAAUCCCAGUGUCCUGUUUGUUCUCUUAGUGAUGUGGAAGUUGAUGCUCAGCUCCAACAUGGACGCCAUGCUGGAGGCCACCCGCGUCUAUGGAAACUUGUCACAAUCCAAAGAUGUGCGGGACUUUAUAAUGCAAAAUGAAGUGCACAGGUUUGUGGUGACACUACUGGACUCUAAGAACCCUGAUGUCUGCUUCUCAGCCUGCGGGGUCCUCACCAACCUGGCGCUGGACCCUCCCUACCGAGGCAGUCUCUCACUAGAAGGGGCUUCUGCCAAGCUAACAGACUGUCUGCGAGACUUCGGAGCUGGUGACUGGCAGCUGGCGGGCCAGGUGUGUCAGGCCUUGUGGAACAUGACCAGCGGCGGCUCAGAGAAGCUUCUGGACACACAAGAGGGACGGUCGCUGCUGGAGAUCCUCACGUCGUACUUAGCUCAUUGUCCCUCAGAUGAAGACAAGGUCCUGAAGUGGGCGGGAAACAAGGACGUGAGUGGCUACCACAGAGAGUCCUGGGAGUUGGACUUCCGACCCGUAGCCCAAAAACUGCUGACAGAAAUUGUGAGAUAAAAAACAGGUGAUUCCUAACAGGUCAAAGGUUCAUGCAUCCUCAGGUAAACAUAACAUGUUUUUAUUAGUCUACUAGCUGUACUGUACUACGGUAAAUGUGAUUGUUUUGAUGUGUUCUGCUAUUAAGUUAAGCCUCUAGCGUCAUGUGAAUGUUAUUUAAAGCACUUUAAAGUCCAUUCCUUUAAAGCGAAACUGAUCCUUUUCAAGUAUCUUUGCACGUUUAUGUAACAAACUUAAAUCUGUUUGGCAAUUUUAUGGAAAUGCAGUCAUGGAAACUGAGUCAUUUCGAGAGUCUGCCUCAUAAGCAAACUGUUUAAGUGUGUGUGAGAUGCUUGUAAAACAAAUAAAACACAGCAGGAAGUGAGAAAUGUUUAGCCUCUGGAAAACCUUUAUUAUUAUUAUUACACAGACGUGGGGCCCAGGCAGUGCUUACAAGUAGCCUCUAAAAGUACAGCAUUUCAGUCACAUUACAUCAAAACAAAUCAGCAACGGCACUUUAUGUGUACAAACCUUAAAACACUCUUUACAUCUCAUGAACAAAUAUAAUU